AUAUAGCCAAAAGGUUUUCAGUCCAUACGGACCCAAUAUCUUGUAAUGUUGAACGUUAAUUAUGUUUAAUUAAUAGUAGUAUAUAUUAUCCUUGUUUAAAAAGCAUAUUUGAUUCAGUCCAUCUUGUUUUUACAAAUUCAAAAGAAAAAACUAUUUAUAAUUACUCAUUACCUAAAAGCAUAAACCUUGAAAGCAUUGGUCACAACAAUUUUGUAAUGUAUUUCACAUAUAAAACGUACCUAAAUUUAAUUUAUAUUAAGUCUUUUGUUCUUUUUACUUAAAAGCCAUCACCUUAGGUUAUGUUAAGAAUUGGUCAUUCCCAAUAUUCUAUGAGCAAAAAACUAGUUCUAUCUACAUUUAUCCUAGCCUUAUACUACAAACUAGGAGUACAAAAUCAACCUAGAAAGUUCGAAUCUGACGUUUAUAAAUAUUCAUUAGAUUUGUUAAGUGAUAUUUGUUACUAGAUACCAAAAUAAAAUCUAAAUUAGUGGAUACGCAACGUGCAGAUAAAAAAUAAUCUAGAAAUUGUUAAGAAAAUAUUUCUCCCAUUAUUUAUUAAAAUCCUCUACAUGUAUUCAAUUUUUCUAGUAUAAAUAGAACCAUUUUCAUGUCAUCUGUAUAAGCGAUUAGCAAAAUAGCAAGGUACUCUAUUAAGUUAUUAAUGGCCACGGGUUCUAAUUUUCCUCAUUUUCUUUCUAUUUGCAUUUUUGUUUUUCUUUUCUGCAAUUUGGUUGGUGUUUGUUCUUGCCGAUUACUCAAUGUUAGUUUAGAUAGUACUGGUGGAUUUUCAUCAGCGGUGGCAACUUGGUAUGGAGAUCCUACUGGAGCUGGCAGUGGUGGGGCUUGUGGACUGGAAGAUGAUGUAGCAAACGCUCCAUACAACGCCAUGAUAACUGCUGGAAAUCAAGUUUUGUUCCAACAUGGUUUAGGAUGUGGCUCAUGCUAUCAGGUCUUAUGCAAUCAGAAUCAAGAAUGCUCAGGUAAUCCAAUAACAGUAGCUCUUACAGAUGAGUGUCCAGGAACAUGCAAUGAUGAUCCAGUUCACUUUGAUUUAAGUGGAUUUGCCUUUGGAGCUAUGUCAAAAUCUGGCCAAGCAGACCAAUUGCGUAAACUUGGAAGAAUCGAUAUUUCCUAUAAAAGGGUGGCAUGCGACUACAAGCAAAAUAUUAUGUUUAAGGUUGAAAAGGGAUCCAACCCUAAUUUCUUUGCUAUUGUAAUUGAAGCUGAAAAUGGAGAUGGUGAACUCUCUUCGGUUGAGAUAAGACCAACAAGUUCCAAUAAGUGGCUUUCCAUGCAACAAAUGUUUGGAGCAACUUGGUCUGCAAAUAUUCAUCCAAACACACAAAAACCUCCAUUCUCUGUUAGGUUAACUUCACAGAAUAAACAUCAGGUUCAAGCUGAUAAUGUCAUUCCUGCGGAUUGGCAGCCAAGAGCAAUCUACAAAUCAAAUGUCAAUUUCUCUCCCCAAUUAUAAAGUCUUUUAAUUUUAUUUUGAGGAUUGGAGGAAUUUGAGAGAUUAUCAAGUAAAAUGUUGGACUUUUUUUAUACACCAACAUUUUGAUAUAAUAAAAGAAAUUAUUUAGUUAUCAA
This is a messenger RNA of Lycium barbarum (goji berry), 1590 nucleotides long. RefSeq names its product expansin-B4-like. The coding region runs from base 662 to 1474 and encodes 270 amino acids. Gene Ontology annotation, cellular component: extracellular region. The transcript has 4 exons. NCBI's taxonomy places the organism in Eukaryota, Viridiplantae, Streptophyta, Magnoliopsida, Solanales, Solanaceae. The record is from RefSeq and is a predicted model, not a curated record. Gene Ontology annotation, biological process: sexual reproduction.